Messenger RNA from Lachancea dasiensis, 741 nucleotides. NCBI's taxonomy places the organism in Eukaryota, Fungi, Ascomycota, Saccharomycetes, Saccharomycetales, Saccharomycetaceae. The record is from the annotation of a GenBank genome assembly.
AUGGGAGCCGCCGACUUUGGCUCAGCCAAAUAUUUAAACAAAAAGAUGAAGGCUAGAGGCCUACAAAAGCUGCGCUUCUACUGCCAAACUUGUCAGAAACAAUGCAGAGAUGAAAACGGAUUUAAAUCACAUUGCAGGUCCCCUUUCCAUGUGCGAAAUACCGCUCAGCUGAAACCUCAAGAUGUGGCUAAUUAUACAGAGCAGUUCGAAAAGGAUUUCCUCCGAUUACUGCGACUGUCCCAUGGCGAAAAAAAGAUCGAAGCUAACAAGUUCUACAACGAGUUUAUUCAGGACCGCGAUCACAUUCACAUGAAUGCUACGAGCUUUCACUCUCUUACAAGGUUCAUUUUGCAUUUGGGCAAAACAGGAAAAAUACGGAUACAUGGUUUGAAUGAUGCCAGCGAAGACCAAGAGGAUAUCGACAUGGAAAGCGGUAAAAUCUUGAUAAGUUACAUUGACGAUUCUUUCGAGAACAUGCUGCGAAAUGAUAGGGUAUCGGAAUUGGAGAAAUCAGAGAGCUCUGAGCAAGAUAUCAAGACGAAAAUGCUAAAAGAUCAGAUAGCGCUGGCCGGUACACACCCUACUGAUGGAAAUGAAGAAGAGGAAGAAGAAGGGGAUGCUGAGACCACAUCCGACGUUAAUUACCCUAUUGGAAAGAUCUCGCUCAAGAUUUCAAGGCCGUCGCAUCCAGGAAAAGUUACAAAGAAAAAGAAGAACUUGUUCAAAAGCUUGAAAAAGUGA